Molecule: messenger RNA, 5333 nt
Organism: Callithrix jacchus (white-tufted-ear marmoset)
Lineage: Eukaryota; Metazoa; Chordata; Mammalia; Primates; Cebidae
Product: guanylate-binding protein 4
Molecular function (GO): GTPase activity; GTP binding
Source: RefSeq, a predicted model, not a curated record
GCUGCUCUAUAUUCAUUUUGGAGGCGAAAGAUACCUAAGCCAAACCUGGGUGGAAGAGGGACAAACCCGGGUUUUAGGACCCUUGUAUGGAGGUACCAGCACUUUCAAGCUUCUUUAGUUUCCUGUCUUGACAAAACAGGAAAUACCUCAAUGAAUGGUUAACUCCCCGCCAAACUCAAGUCCUUUCCAUUUUGGUUCUCCUAAACCCUUAUGUGGAUGUCUGUAAACCCGGCUAUACUUUCGGCUUGUAAAAACAGUCCGUUUCCCGAGGAGCCAGACGCAGGACGACAGAGCAAGGGGCGAGCAAGGGCAACUCUUCACGUUGCAGCGUCCGCGCCACGUUACCCAGAAUCUGAAUCCAUCAUGAUGGCCCCCAUUUGUCUAGUGGAAAACCAGAAAGAGCAGCUGACAGUAAAUUCAAAGGCAUUACAGAUUCUUGACAAGAUUUCACAGCCUGUGGUGGUGGUGGCCAUUGCAGGGAUAUACCGUACAGGAAAAUCCUGUCUCAUGAAUCGUCUUGCAGGAAAGAACCACGGCUUCCCUCUGGGAUCCACUGUGCGGUCUGAAACCAAGGGCAUCUGGAUGUGGUGUGUGCCCCACCCUUCCAAGCCAGACCACACCCUGGUCCUUCUGGACACUGAGGGCCUGGGCGAUGUGGAAAAGGGUAACCCAAAGAAUGACUCGUGGAUCUUUACCCUGGCUGUGCUUCUAAGCAGCUGCUUUGUCUACAACAGCAUGAGCACCAUCAACCACCAGGCUCUGGAGCAGCUGCACUAUGUGACUGAAUUAACAGAGUUAAUCAGGGCAAAAUCCUGCCCCAGGACUGAUGAAGUUGAGGACUCCAGCGAGUUUGUGAGUUUCUUUCCAGACUUUAUUUGGACUGUUCGAGAUUUUACCCUGGAGCUGAAGUUAGAUGGACACCCCAUCACAGAAGACGAGUACCUGGAGAAUGCCUUGAAGCUGAUUCCAGGCACGAAUCCCAAACUUCAAAAUUCUAACAUGUCUAGAGAGUGUAUCAGGCAUUUCUUUCCAAAACGGAAGUGCUUUGUCUUUGACCGGCCUGCAAAUGACAAACGAUAUUUAAUUCAUAUGGACAAGUUGCCAGAAGAAAAUCUGGAACGGCUUUUCCUGAGGCAAUCAGAAAACUUCUGUUCUUAUAUCUUCACCCAUGCAAAGCCCAAGACUCUGAGAGAGGGAAUCAUUGUCACUGGAAACCGUGAGUCUUCUUUGUGGCAAAGCAUGUCUGUGGUCCAGGGGCUGGGGACUCUGGUGGUGACCUAUGUAGACACCAUCCACAGUGGAGCAGUGCCUUGUCUGGAGAACACAGUGACAACUCUGGCCCAGCUUGAGAACUCAGCUGCUGUGCAGAGGGCAGCCGACCACUACAGCCAGCAGAUGGCCCAGAGAGUGAGGUUCCCCACAGACACACUCCAGGAGCUGCUGGAUGUGCACGCGGCCUGUGAGAGGGAAGCAAUUGCAGUCUUCAUGGAGCACUCCUUCAAGGAUGAAAACCAGGAAUUCCAGGGGAAGCUUGUGGACACCAUAGAGAAAAAGAAGGAAGACUUUGUGCUGCAGAAUGAAGAGGCAUCUGUCAAAUAUUGCCAGGCUGAGCUUAAGCGGCUUUCAGAGCACCUGACGGAAAGCAUUUUGAGAGGAAUUUUCUCUGUUCCUGGAGGGCACAAUCUCUACUUAGAAGAAAAGAAACAGGUUGAGCAGAACUAUAAGCUAGUGCCCUGCAAAGGAGUUAAGGCAGACAAGGUCCUCUGGGAUUUCCUGCAGUCACAGGUGGUUAUAGAGGAAUCCAUCCUGAAGUCAGACAGAGCCCUCACUGCUGGAGAGAAGGCCAUAGCAGCGGAGCGGUCCAUGAGGGAGGCAGCUGAGAAGGAACAGGAGUUGUUAAGACAAAAACAGGAGGAGCAGCAGCAAAUAAUGGAGGCUCAACAGAGAAGCUUCCAGGAAAACAUAGCCCAACUAGAGAAGAAGAUGGAGAGGGAAAGGGAAAACCUCCGCAGAGAGCAUGAAAGGAUGCUGGAACACAAGCUGAAGGAACAAGAAGAAAUGUUAAUUGAAGGAUUUGAAAAGAAAUCUGAGGAGUUAAAUAAAGAGAUUAAUCGACUGAAAGAAAAGAUUGAAACAGCCAAAAAUGAAGAACCCUCAGUGUUUUCAAAGAUCUUUGACACAGUUGGCAAUGUGAUGAUUGCAGCUCUACCUGGGGCUGCUAAGCUAUUGGGAGUAGGGAUGAAAUACCUUGGCUCACAGUUUUAAGAGCCUGAAUAUUCCUGGUAAGAAAAUAUAACAUGAGGUUUAUUUUAUUUUAAUAACAUAACACUAUUGAUCAUUUUGUAAGUAUAUGUGUUAUAGAAGUUUCAUGCAAGAAAAGUUUAAAAUUAAAAAGUGAUUAUCAAAGAAUAUCAGGGUCUAACAUCCGCAAAAACAAACUUAAUUUUGAUUGAACUAACAAUUUUUAAAACUGGGAAACAAAGGCCGAGCGCUGUGGCUCAUGCCUGUAAUCCCAGCACUUUGGGAGGCCGAGGCGGGUGGAUCACGAGGUCAAGAGAUCGAGACCAUCCUGGUCAACAUGGUGAAACCCCGUCUCUACUAAAAAUACAAAAAAAAUUAGCUGGGCAUGGUGGCGCAAGCCUUAAUCCCAGCUGCUCAGGGCUGAGGCGGGAGAAUUGCCUGAACCCAGGAGGUGGAAGUUGCUGUGAGCCGAGAUCGCGCCAUUGCACUCCAGCCUGGGUGACAAGAGCAAAACUCCAUCUCAAAACAAAAAACAAAAACAAACAAACAAACAAACAAAAAAACAACUGAAAAACAAGUCAGAAGUAGUGGCAUUAUUGCUAGAAAAGGUUUAAGUAAAGCAAAAAGGCAACCGGUAAGAUUAAGAAGCCAUUAAUAACUUGCAAUUUAUAUUAUAUUUACAGAAAUAAUUUCAGUUAUAAUUAACUCUUGCAAAUUAAUGAGAAGGGAGCAACAAACGCCACAAUUUUUAAAUUUUGUUUUAACUUUUAGAUUCAGGGAUACAUGUGCAGGUUUGUUACAAAGGUAAACUGCAUGUCAUAGAGGUUUGGUGUGCAGACAAUUUUAAAACACAAGUAUUAAGCAUAGUACCCAACAGGGUUUUUUUCUGAUUCUCUCUCUCCUCCCAACCUUCACCCUCAUGUAGAUACCGGCGUCUCCUAUUCUUCUUUUAGAAUUUAUGUGUUCUCUUUGUUUGGCUUCCAUUUAGGAGUGAGAACAUGCAGUAUUUGGGAUUCUGUUACUGUGUUAGUUCACUUAUGAUAAUGACUUCCAUGUUGCUACAAAGGGCAUGAUCUCAUUUUUUAUGGCUGCAUAGUAUUCAAUGGUGUUUGUAUAUACCACAUUUUUGUUAUCCAGCCUACUGUUAAUGGGCAUUUAGGUUGAUUCCAUAUCUUUGCUAUUGUGAAUAGUGCUGGAAUGAACAUACACAUGCAUGUGCCUUUACGGUCCAAUAAUUUAUAUUUCCAUGGGAGUAUACAUUCCUAUGGGAGUAAUGGGAUUGCUGAGUCAAAUGGUAAUUAUAAGUUCUUUGAGGAAUCACCAAGCUGCUUUCCAUAGUGGCUGAACUAAUUUACACUCCCACCAACAGUGUAUAUGUUCCAUUUUCUCUGCAAUCUUACCAUCAUCUGUUAUUUUUUGACUUUUUAAUAAUAGCCAUUCUGACUGGUGUAAGAUGGUAUCACAUUGUGGUUUUUGAUUUGCAUUUCUAUAGAGAUUAGUGAUGUUGAGCAUUUUUAUAUGCUUCUUAAAUGCAUAUAUGUCUUAUUUUGAAAUCUGUCUGUUCAUGUUCUUUGCCCACUUUCUUUUUAAUGGGGUUGUUUUUGCUUGUAAAUUUGUUGAAAUUUCUCAUAGACUCUGGGUAUUAGAUCUUAGUUGGGUGCAUAGUUAGCAAGUAUUUUCUCCCCUUUUAUAGGUUGUUUGUUACUUUGUUGAUAGUUUUGUUUUACUUUCUUUUUGUUUUUUGAAAUAGGGUUGCACUUUACCACCCAGGCUGGAGUACAGUGGCACAAACAUGGUGCAUUGCAGUCUUAAUCUCCCAGGCUCAAGCAGUUCUCUCACCUCAGCCCCCCAAGUUACUAGGUCAACUACAGGUGCUUACCAUCACACAGAGUUAAUUUUUUGUACUUUUUUGUAGAAAUGUGUUUUGCCAUCUUGCCCAAACUGGUCUUGAACUACUGAACUCAAGCAAUCUGCUUGCUUCAGCCUCCAAAAGUACUGGAAUUUAGGCAUGAAGCCACAUGUAGCCAAUAGUUUCUUUUGAUGUGCAGAAGCUCUUUCAUUUAAUUAGAUAUCAUUUGUCAAUUUUUGUUUUUGUUGUAAUUGCUUUUGUUGUCUUCCUCAUGAAAUCUUAGCUAAGUCAUAUGUCCAGAAGGGUAUUUCUUAGGUUAUUUUCCAGAAUUUUUAUAGUUUAAUGUUGUAUAUUUAAGUCUUUAAUGCAUCUUAAGUUGAUUUUUGUAUGUGAUAUAAGCUGGGGGUCCAGUUUCAAAUUCUGCAUAUAGCUAGCCAGUAAUCCCAGCACUAUCUAUUAAAUGGGGAGUUCUUUCCCCAUUGCUUGUUUUUGUCAGCUUUGUCUACGAAUAGAUGGUUGUAGCUUUACAACAUUAUUUCUGGACUUUUGUGUUCCAUUUACCUAUGUGUCUGUUUUUAUACUAAUACCAUGCUGUUUUGGUUACUGUAGCCAUGUAGUAUAGUUUGAGGUUUGGUAACUUGAUGCUUCCCCCUUCGUUCUUUUUAGUUAGGAUUGCUUUGGCUAUUAGGGCUCUUUUAUGGUUCCAUAUGAAUUUUAAGAUAGUUUUUCUCUAAUUAUGUGAAGAAUGUCAUUGGUAGUUUGAUAGGAAUAGCAUUGAACUUUUGUUCAACUCAACAUUUUAGGAAUUUGUUUCAGCUAUCUAGUGCUCAAGACUUGCAGCUCGAAUGAACUCCUUGUAAUUCUACAAGAUAGGCAUAUUCUCUUGACUAUAGGCCUUUUCACAAGGGACACAGACUUCUUUAAACAGUUCUGCUUCCUCAUUCUGUGUCCUUUAUUUACCAAGCUGUGCUCCUAUUCAUGAGCAUGGAAUGUGUUUCUAUUUGCUAGUGACAUCUCUGAUUUCUUUCAGGAGUAUUUUAUAAUUCGCAUUUAGAUAAAUUUCACCUACCUGGUUAGCUGUAUUUUUAGGUAUUUUAUUCUUUUUGUGGCAAUUGUGAAUGGGAUUGCAUUCCUGAUUUGGCUCUUGGCUUGAAUGUUAUUAAUACCAUAUUUUUUAAAUAGACAAAAAUAUGAGAAUAAAAAUGUUUACUUUUGCUGACAAUAAAAAUGUUUCAAAGGAAAA